Messenger RNA from Scomber scombrus (Atlantic mackerel), 6669 nucleotides. RefSeq names its product zinc finger protein 654-like. Gene Ontology annotation, molecular function: DNA binding; DNA-binding transcription factor activity, RNA polymerase II-specific. Gene Ontology annotation, cellular component: nucleus. The coding region runs from base 1 to 4407 and encodes 1468 amino acids. Gene Ontology annotation, biological process: regulation of transcription by RNA polymerase II. The record is from RefSeq and is a predicted model, not a curated record. The transcript is spliced from 12 exons. NCBI's taxonomy places the organism in Eukaryota, Metazoa, Chordata, Actinopteri, Scombriformes, Scombridae.
AUGGCGGACAGCGAGAGUGAUUUGGAAAUAGACGGGCUUGAAACAGCUCUAGACACAUUGUGUAUCAGACACUGCAGCGAUGCAUCCUCUCUAAAGAGCAAAGAGUACUGCUCUGAGUUUUGUGAGUUGGUUGAGGAGUACACUGGUCAAUGGCAAGUUCCUCUCCCUCAGCUGAAGGUGCUGCGGACAGCACUGUGCCGUUUCACUAAAGCCACUGCUGCCUUCCCCGAUGACUGUCAGCACAUACACUAUGUUAUCAGCAGUCUGGCCCUGAGCUUCUUUGAACUGAUGCUAUUUUUCAGCAAAGAAGAAUUUGGGGAAGAGCCUUUAAAAGACAUCCUUGAUUCUUUUAAGGAGUGCCAUUCCCAACUCCUGAGGCACAGGAACAUCCACCUUCAUCAUUUAAAACAGAUCAUCAAAGCAGGAGGCCCAUGGGAGAAUCCAGUGCUGCAAGGAAUCCUGAAGGAGACAGACUUGUCUCCAAAAGAGGUUGAAGUAUACUUGAGCUCAGAGUUGCCAGUAUUUUUGGAGCUCCGGGUUCGCUAUCUGCAGGCCUGUGAAAGAAUACAGGAGGCAAUGGCCCUGGCUAAAGGCUGCCUGGAAAACCACAAGGCUGGAAGUCAUCUGUACUUCCAUCAGGCUUACCUGACCUGCCUGUACAAGACCUCUCUGCAUGAACACCUUCAUAAGGAGAUGGCAGAGAUAGAUGGCCGUGAUGCAGUGGAAAUCAUCUGCAACACAGAGAGUGUUGAAAAGGAUGAGCUUCUGUUGUCGAUGUGUAAAGCUUUCCUUACUCAGCAGUUACACAAUGGAGACAUGUAUUACAUUUGGGACCUAGUGUUCAUCUGGAGCAGACUGCAUCUCAGGGCCUAUCCCUCCAGACAAGGCUUCCUGGCUGAGUGCUUGCAGCUGGCUUCUUCUGCUACUAACCUCAGAGCCAUCUUUCCCUUCAUCAAACUGGUCACCACAGAGCUGGGUGGUGAAGGAGUUCACGUCUGCUUGGAGCUUUGUGCGAGGUCCUUGCAGCUGUGUGACAAGCAGGCUGAUAGUGUAACCCAGUCACUGGUCUGCAAGACCAUCGCCUUCCUGCUGCCCCAUGACCUGGAGAUCUGUCGAGCAUGUGCCCUGCUGGCCUUCUGCCAGGAACGGAGCCUGGAGGCUUACCGCACUGUUUGCCUGCUUUAUAUGCAUCCUGACCAGGAGCAGCAUCCCAACAACAGCCCUGUCCGAACCAGUGUUCGUUUCCAUAUUCUGCAGAUGCUCAAGGAACGCCUGUGUUUUGACCCUGAGUUUUGGAACCUCCUGACAAUCAGGACCCACUGCUUGGAGUUGAUGAGUGACAAGGUCAUGAAGGCUGCUGUUCUCAAUGAGAUGAGGGAAGAAGAGGAGAAGGAACACCAUGAAGAGCUGUUAACAAAUAACUGUGUACGUGACCCACACACUCAAGGUUUCAAUUCCCGUGAGUGCGCUGAAGCUGCUUCUGUGAACAGUAGCCCUCCAGAAGAGAAGACUGGAAAGACAGGAAAGUGUGUUGCCCCAUCAAAUAAUGCUCUUCUGAAGAGGCGAAAAUGGAGAAGAAACCUGCCAAGGAGAAAACAAUCUGUGUCCGAUGAUGAGGUUGACCUGGGUGAUGAUCCAGAGUUCAAAUACAAUGUCAAAUCUGCCUCUUCAGGUAGUAAGCCUAUGUAUUCACUAAGACGCAAUCACACUAACGUUGAAAAUUCUGCUCCUAUGAAGCUUCCUCUAAAACGCAGUAGAGAAUACUUGUCCAGAUGUGUGAAGAGCCAAAUUUUGAAAAGGAAAGGCCGGAAGAAAAGAUGGUUGCAGGGUCUUCCAAUCCUGGAGCAGGUCCAGACGGUUAAAGAGAAGAAAGUCAAAGUCAAAGUUAAAGGAAAAAAACGGGGAAGGAAGCCUUUACAGAAGCUGGAACUCUCUUACCCUGAAAAUGAACUACACCUCACUGAGGGGGAGACUGGUUUUGAGGAGGAAACUGACACAGAAGACAAAGAGCAGGACAUGCCUCACCUGGAGAACGAACUUGAAAAAGCGAGUGAACAGAAAGAGAAUCAGUCGGAGCAGAUGCAUGAGCUUGAGAAGGAAAAUGGACUCGAGAACCAAACUGACUCGGUCUGUGGUGUCAGACUCAGUGAACACAUGCAAGAGGAAUCUCAAACACAGUUGGGGUCCAAGCUCGGUGAAAGUUUACCAAGUGGGCCUCAAGCUGUUGUUCCUGCUGUUGAAGCUGCUCCUGAACUUGAUGGUCCACCCUUAGAAUUAUUGGAUUGUCCCGUUGAACUGUUACACAAUUACUCUCUCAAAUCCAAAAAGCCCGACACUGAGAAACUGUCCCCUCCAGAAGCCUCAGCUUCAGCUUUAGCUUCAGCAUCAGCAUCAGCAUCAGCAUCAGCAUCAGAUGAACUGAAUGGUGACACAGAACAGGAGCCACAGCCCACAGCGACCACAGAGGAAUCAAACACUGAGGUGAAAACCAAGAGAUCAUGGAAGGACAGAGUACUCCGCACUCAACAGUAUGCCCACUUGAUGUAUCACUGCACUUUCUGCCGCAAAGACUACAAAGGCUUGAAUGUUAUGAGGCAUGCUCUCUCACACCUCAAAAGUAGGAGAUUGAAGUGUAUACUCUGUGGAAAACGCUUUAAACAGCUUCCGUUUGCCAAAAAGCAUGUUCUGGACCACAUUGAGGAAAUGUGCAAGCAUAAACCCAAUGAUAAGAAACCAUGCACUGAGGACAUACCUGCUACUAAUGGAACGGUAGAUAAUCUGAAAACUCAGAGCCAGCCUCAGGAUGAAAAUCAGACUUCCAUUUCCGAUGGGGAAACUCCUGAACCGAAACCCAGUGGCAAAACUAAAGUGUCCAGCCUCAAGAGGGAAGAGCGAAUUGUCAGAAACCUCCGCACUCUAAUCAAAAAGACAUCUGUGCUUCACAAAAAGUGCAAGAACCCUAACUCUAAUAUAUUCAAGCUGGUGGACUUCAAGGACGAGCAGGUGGUCAUUAAAGAUGGCCUGGUGAUUUUAAAAGAUCCCAUUGUGAUGAAAACAGCGGGAGAAGGAGAAGAGAAGGAGAAGCCAGCAGAGGAGAACGGCUACGGUGUGGACAUCACGUAUCAUUUGUGCCCCUCAGUGUCCUGUGAUAGAGUGUUCUUGAGGAUCAGCACCACACUGACAAAGCAUGCUAUCAGGUGCCAUAUUAAUGAAGAAAAGGUGCUGGAGAAGACAUUUGUUUGGGCCAAGCACAAGUGCACCUUCUGCCUCAGGCAGAUACAGUUUCUCCAGCAUUAUAAAGACCACAUGAAGCUCCAUGACAUGCCUCUUCGACACUUCUGUUACCAUAUAGAGUGUAACCAGCACUUCAUGACACAGCAGGAAUUAAAAGACCAUGUGAUUAUCCACCAGCCCUUCAGACCCCAGUGCCCUUUCACAAACUGUGAGAAGCUCUUCUCAAGCCUCCAGGGUCUCUAUGACCACGAGUGGAGACACUAUAUCCCAGCACCUCAAAAAGACGAGUUAGAGUUGGGACCCAGCAGACAGAAGAAACAAAAUUCUGAAGCUCCCUGGAAGCAGAGAGUGAAGGUCGAGGAGAUAUGGCUGCAGAGUAAAAAGGGGCCGAAGGAGAGUCUCAGUCCUGAGUCAGUCUCAGAAACCUCUAAUCUUGGAGUCAAGGUCAAGGAAAUAAAGAAAGAACCGGCUUGGGAUGUAAAUGUUGCAGUCGAGGUCAAGGAAAUAAAGAAAGAACCAGCUUGGGAUGUAAAUGUCGCAGACAGUAAUCAAGACCUGUCUGAUAAUUCAAAGAUAACCGCCAGUCAUGAGGACAUGGAUGACAUCAAACCCACCAUCAAUGGACACGAGGAUGUGACAAGAGACCAAGCGUCGGAAAGCAAGGUUUCCUCUUCCCACACUAAUGCUGCUGCAGGCACUCCGAGAAAGAGGUGUCAAAAAAGAACCUCCGUCGAGUUGGACCCCUUGAAUGUCAAAGACCUUGAGGACAUGUCCACUUUGGCUGAGGGAGUCCAGCAGAAACUGGGAGAACCACACAUCACUGAACACAAAUCCUUCAAACCCGAAGAUCCCUCUUACGCGCCCUUCGUCAAAGCCCCCUUCAUCCGGCCGCCACCCUCCACCUACCUGGAUGAAUCUCUGCUCUCAAUGCGCAAGAGGAGGUCCACCGAAGAGGCCUCUCAAAAGAAAUAUGUUUACUGGAACACUAAGAAAAAGAAGGACCCUGACCCAGAGAAGGAGCAGCAGGUGAAUGAUGUGGCCGCCGAGCAGAAGAUCAGACAACGGUGUGGCAAAUGUCUGUCCUCCUUCGGCAGCGUUGAAGAAUUACAGAAACACCAAGCCCUUAACACCUGCUCUGCACUCUUUGGCUUUGAUUCGGAUGAUGAAAGUUAACUGUGAGUGAAGAGGAGCUGGAAGUGGAGUGGCCAUUGUAUGCUGCCACCUGGCUCCACUAAGUGAACACUGGAACCCUUUCUUACAACUCAGAUACAGCACAUACCGUAUUUAUUUCUUUGAUUCCAGUUGUUAAACAGGGGGGGGGGGGGAGAGUAUGUGGUUAGCUGGAUUAUUUUAUUGUUAUUUAAUUGUUUAAAUUCAUUGGAGAAAAAAGUUUGAAGCAAUAAUUUUAACAGCAUAAACAUUUUUCCUCAGAACAUCAUCAGUGUGCCUGUUGUCUAGUAGGUAAAACAAAGCCUUGAGCAAUACCUUGGAACAGAGUUUGCGGCCCAAGACAACCUCCGUAUAAUUAAAAAAACAAACAGCUGCCCGUGUACAAAUACUUAAAGUCUGUGUAAAGUAAGAAUAAAUAUGUGUUUUGAGUUUGACACACAGAAAAGUGUGUUGUUAACCACCCUGCCAAAUUUGAAUGAUUAAAAAAAUCGCCAAAUAUAUGAAAUUAGGCUUCAAAGUUGUGUAAAAAUCAACCUUUUUCCGUUCGCUGAAAACCCGCCCCCUACCAAGUGUCACCUGUCAAUCAAAGUCACCACCUCUACCAGAAACAUGGACGCUACGUCUGAGAGCUUUCUGCCGCUAGCUCAACUGCUAACUCAGCUACUAGCUCAGCGGCUAGCUCGUCGGCUAACUGGCUAACUGUAUACUGCAGUAGUAGUAAUGUGCACUGAAUGUAUUUAUACCACUACAGCAGCAGUGGCGGGUUUAUGCCAAUUUUCAGACCCGCCCACUAAAUCCUGAUCACAGAAAUGUUGAAACACAGUUUGUGAAGCCUAACUCCACAAUUCAAAUCUAAAUGGUUGAAAUUCUUUUUACACAUUUUUUAGAAAUACAUUUAUUACCUAUUUAAUAUGUUUAGAAGAAAAUGUCAGAAUUUACUUUACAUGGUCUUUAAUCACAUACAGCCAUAAAUAAAAUAAUUUUAGACCACGGAAUGCCAGUUUUUCUGCUGGACCAUACUGUGAUCAAUUAAUACAGUUUAAUUUAAUCUUUCAUUCAUUCACCCUGAAUGAAAAUUAAUUAAUUAAAAGUUGGAUGUAUGGAUAAAUGCAGUUUCUAGCAUUAUAAAAUGAGCCUGAAUGAUCAGAUAUUUAAGCACUUGAGUAAAAAAAACACAUUUCCAGAUUUUCUUUGAACUCAUAGUUGUAUUUUUUCACUAAUCCUUUUGGGAUCAGUGUUUAAAAAUAACAAAACCUUAGCCACUCAACUGACUCUACAAUGAACAAUAAUACUUCAACUUCUCCUAAUGUAUUUUGUAAAAACUGAGUCGGCUCUGAGGAUCUGGUUUUGAUUGGUUUUCUCGUGUCUUGCUGGUUAAACCUCUUGGUGGCAGAAGCUGUCCCUUCAUAUUCCGAGUCUUCUGUCACACCUGUCUUAAUUUUAUCUGAGAAUUUUACAUGAAUACAUUUUAAGCAGUAUUAAUAACUGUGAGUGUAGCCCCGUCUGCUUUGUGUGUAUUUAAUUACUGUAGUCUUCCAAAUAAAUCAUGCACCAGUUUUUGUCUUUGUAGAGAGGAUGUAUAAAGUGGUUCAUUCACACGACAGUACAGUAAUGGCGGAUAUGUGGUGGUGUCAUAUCUUUAUAAUCAUAAAAUGAAUUUUAAAUCCAAAUGAUUAAUUCAAAGAUGUUGCAUAUACAGCAAGUGUUAAAACUGUAAGAGGAGAUGUUUUCCGUAUAAUUUGUGUGGGCCGCUGUUUCUGUAUUUCGGCAAGUUUGUCUAGGCCUUUUGUUGAUUGGUCAUCCGGGCGUGAUAAAUCAACAUGAAUAACUCAUUAAAGCCUUGAUCAAAAUGUCUGAAACCAUGUAAAUCUGCCUUCAUACUGUCACAUUUUUACUCUGUACAGCAUAUGAAUUAUUCACUCUUAUUAGUGCCAAGACUUUAAAUCACAGUGUUAGACUGUAGGUAAAGAUUAACUUUAAGAUCAGUAAUACAGUACAGUUUGCUUUGAAUUUCAAAGUUAAUCAGUUUACUCAAUGUAUUUCAUUCAGUAUUUCAGAUUGGUCAUUUAUGUAUAAACAUUUGAGGUGGUUGAUCUGUUUAAUAACUUUUUAUUGUAAUGUUUUUAUGGGAGUGUUCCCUUAAACAUACUUAUUUAUAUGUAAAAAUGUGAAUAGGUUGAUUUGUAAAGGUAAUGAUUCCCCAUAUAUUUUUCUUAAAGAAAAAGUGAUUGAAUUUGUUUGAAUAAACAAAUGAUAUAUCUAAAG